UGCUCCGCGCGGUCGAGCAGCAAGAUGGCGGACGCGCUGGAUGAAUUUGAGAAAGAAGCUGGAUGCGUCCCGAUUCUUCAUCCCGAGGAAAUUAAACCCCAGAGUCACUAUAACCAUGGCUACAGCGAGAGCGUCAGCCGCAAGAGUCAUGUGGACGACUACAGCACUUGGGACAUCGUCAAAGCCACCCAGUAUGGGAUUUUCGAGCGGUGUCGCGAGCUGGUGGAGGCCGGAUAUGACGUGCGUCAACCGGAUAAAGAAAACGUCACUCUUCUGCACUGGGCGGCCAUCAACAACCGCGUAGACCUGGUCAAAUAUUACAUAUCUAAAGGAGCCAUCGUGGAUCAGCUUGGAGGAGAUCUGAACUCGACACCGUUGCACUGGGCUACGAGACAGGGCCAUCUGUCCAUGGUGGUGCAGUUAAUGAAAUACGGGGCGGAUCCGUCUCUGAUUGACGGGGAGGGCUGUAGCUGUGUGCACCUGGCUGCUCAGUUUGGACACACCUCUAUUGUGGCCUACCUCAUUGCAAAGGGACAGGAUGUGGAUAUGAUGGAUCAGAAUGGAAUGACCCCUCUGAUGUGGGCAGCGUAUCGGACACACAGCGUUGACCCGACGCGGCUGUUGCUAACGUUUAAUGUGUCGGUGAAUCUGGGUGAUAAAUAUCAUAAGAACACAGCUCUGCAUUGGGCCGUACUGGCAGGAAACACCACCGUCAUCAGCCUGCUGCUGGAUGCAAACGCUAAUGUAGAUGCACAAAACAUCAAGGGGGAGACACCACUGGAUUUGGCCAAACAGAGGAAAAACGUCUGGAUGAUAAAUCACCUACAGGAGGCAAGACAGGCGAAAGGUUACGACAGCCCAUCGUAUCUGAAACGACUCAAAAUGGACAAGGAGUUCAGACAGAAGGUGAUGUUGGGAACUCCAUUCCUCGUGAUUUGGUUGGUGGGAUUCAUCGCUGAUCUGGACAUUGACUCGUGGCUCAUCAAGGGUGUGAUGUACGUAGCCAUGUGGCUCAUUGUGCAGUUCCUGUCCAAGGCUUUUUUUGAUCACUCCAUGCAUAGUGCUCUUCCUCUGGGCAUAUAUCUGGCCACUAAGUUCUGGAUGUACAUCACCUGGUUUUAUUGGUUUUGGAAUGAUUUGCCAUUCGUCACCAUCCACCUGCCCUUCCUGCUCAACAGUCUGGGUCUCUUCUACAACUUUGGGAAGUCCUGGAAAUCUGACCCUGGCAUCAUCAAAGCCUCUGAGGAGCAGAAGAAGAAGACUAUAGUUGAGUUGGCAGAAACAGGCAGUCUGGAUCUCAGUAUAUUCUGCAGCACCUGUUUGAUACGAAAGCCAAUCAGAUCAAAACACUGCGCUGUGUGCAAUCGAUGCAUUGCAAAGUUUGAUCAUCACUGCCCAUGGGUGGGCAACUGUGUGGGAAGUGGAAACCAUCGUUACUUUAUGGGCUACCUAUUCUUCCUCUUAUGUAUGAUCUGUUGGAUGAUAUACGGCUGUAUUUCCUAUUGGAGGAUUCAUUGUGCUACGAGUUACGCUAAAGACGGCUUUUGGAUGUACAUCACCCAGAUCGCCACCUGCUCGCCGUGGAUGUUCUGGAUGUUUCUCAACAGUGUGUUUCACUUCAUGUGGGUCGCUGUGCUCAUCAUGUGCCAGCUGUAUCAGAUCGCUGUUCUGGGUAUCACUACAAACGAGAGAAUGAACGCCAGGCGAUACAAGCACUUUAAAGUUACCGCCACAUCCAUCGAGAGCCCAUUCAAUCACGGCUGUAUGAGGAACCUCAUCGAUUUCUUUGAUCUGAGGUGCUGCGGUUUGCUUCGGCCCGUGGCAAUAGACUGGACCUCGCAGUACACAAUAGAGUACGACCAGACGUCCGGGUCGGGAUACCAGCUGGUGUAGCGUCAUGAAGGAGUGUGAGGGAGAGAGAAAAGGGGAGAGGUUUUCCUAUAAUGCUUCUCCCUCACAGAGAGACUCCAAACCUCAUCCCGUCAGGAUACGCAUGCUGUUAUUGGUUACCACCAUCACCACCUGCCCACUGCGACCAGCCCCACUCCCCCUGUCAUAGACGGCACUAUGAGACGCAGGGUCGAGAGAAAGAGGAACAGGAAGAGGAGGAGUUCAAUGACAUCAGAGGCACACGACGUACGCAGUACUUCAAACGGCAGUAACUCUCCUCCCUUGGACGAAAGGAAACGGUUUUGGUUUUUUGCACAUCGAGUGCUUUUCGGUUAUGUUUUUUUUUACCAUCUUUCUUCCUGUGAAUCUUUUCUGUUACGUUUUAAAGUGAUAUCAGAUCAUUCAUUUUAAAGUUCUGGUUCAACUUAGACUGUCAUAAGACUGAAAUUUUGCAUAGCGCAUACCGGUGAUGUUAAAGAGAGAUAGUUCACUUAAAAAUAAAAAUUCUGUCAUUUACAAAAGUGUAAACGUUCUUUAAACUUUCAUCUGUUUUUCAAACAUUAUAAAUGAAGAAUGACAGAGUUUUUAUUUUUAGAUGACCUCUUUCUUAAGUUCAUCUGAUCAUGAUUCUAUAUGAUGUAUGUUUUCAUACGCGCUCAACUCAAAACGCAAAUCAUAUAGACCCGUGUUUACAUGACUAGAGGUGCCCUUUUAAAUAAUGUGACAUAAACAUAUUUAUUUUAACCUAUUUAUAGAGUAUUUUUCAAAGAGUAAUUAUGGUACCAUGUGGUGGUUUUACUUACGUUUUCAUUUCAAUUUUUACAUUUCUGCAUAUAUAUGUACAUUUGCGGCAUGUUGGAUAGUUUAGGUAGCUGAAUGUCAUGAACACCGGUCUGGCUCACAUUUCACCCCAAAAUUGUAUGUAGUCUUUGUGCCUAUUUGCAUUAAUAUUAUCACAACACAAUCUCGUUUGUUUCAGCGUUGUGCAUCAUUAUCUUGCCAAUUUAAAUAAUUACUGCAUUACAUUCAUGAGAGUUACAUUUAAGUGUAAUUGUAAUGAGGAAGUUUGCAUAAACUCAGUAACGGCAAUGGGGGGCACAAUUGUCCCUAUGCACUAUUAUUUUAAUUUUGGGGUAAAAUUUGCACCACAUCUUGUUCUUUACAGAUUAUAUGCGAGAUUCAGAAUUGAAUGGAAAAACACACCCGUAUGUGAAACUAUAUAUUUAUUAUUAUGUAUGUGUAGUUUUAGGAAGUGUCUACAUUUGAAAGCCAUUAGUUCAAUCUGGUAGGUGAUUAACUUGAGGAAAGAUUUUUUUUUUUUUUUUUUGGGUGGCAACUUUGCCAAUGCACUGAUUUUUUUUGUUGUCGAUCAAGAAUUGCGCUCAAUUUCCCACUGACUCUCCAAGAUCGUCAGAUUUGAGAGAAGAAGCUCCUCCCCUUUUUCCUCUCCUGUAUUUCCUCUUCCUGUGUGGUGUUGUCAUAGCAGCAGCUGAUGGGAUAAACUCAUGUAAAGAAUGUGCAUCUGUACAUAAACCGACUAGAUUUAUUUCCGUGGGUGACUUUUGUUCGUUCUUAUUUUGUCUGUGUUAGUUGAAGCUGCUCCCCGUUUUUAUAAUCUUAUGGAAAGCGACAAAAAAAUCCAACUAUUAACCAAGUUUAUGACUGUAGCUUUUAGUGACGUCUGGCACUGCUGUGUAUAGACCUUUUACCCUGCAAGUCUCCACUGCAUGUGUAAAGCCUGGACCUGCGGCUCUUACCAUAAGGACCAUCCCUCCCUCCCACCCCAGAGACAUCUGUAAAUAGUGAAUGUUCAGUAUUUGCAAGUGUAUUUUUUUUUUAUUAAUUUCUUUAUUUGUUUUAAAUCAAACGUGUGUACUGUUGUUGCGCGUCCCUCGGUCUGUGGAUGCCCUGCAGAUGUUGUAUUAUAUCUGAAUGUUUCCAUUCUCAUUGAUUAAUAUUCAGUCUACAGAGUUUUUUUGUAUGUUUCUUUGCUGGAUUUACAAAUUGUAAAGCAAAUGGCUGGAAAGUAGACACAAGAAAUGCAGAACUCUAACGAUGACAUCAUCGGAAGUGGACACGACGCAUCAUCACUAAUGGACAGAUCGAUGAGCCCCGUACUGUAAUACCUUAAUUAGGCAAAGUAACCUUUAUUUGUGAGGAAGCAGAUACGCGUGACACUGUUUUUAGACCGUAUAUAGAUAUCCACUCUGGUGUUUCCUAUGCCUUUAAGGUUUUGCCGGCUGUUUUCCCACCAUGUGAAAAGCACAUGCUCAUCUCCAGUGCCUCAGCUGAGAUCAGGACAUCACCUUACUCUGCUUCACAUGUAAACUUAUUGGGCAUGGUUCAAUUUUAAUGGCUUUAUUAAUAAAACAUUCAAAGGUGAA
Molecule: messenger RNA, 4274 nt
Organism: Paramisgurnus dabryanus
Lineage: Eukaryota; Metazoa; Chordata; Actinopteri; Cypriniformes; Cobitidae
Gene: zdhhc17
Product: zDHHC palmitoyltransferase 17
Molecular function (GO): palmitoyltransferase activity; protein binding
Source: RefSeq, a predicted model, not a curated record